Anisakis simplex (herring worm) is the source of this 285-nucleotide messenger RNA. The record is from the annotation of a GenBank genome assembly. NCBI's taxonomy places the organism in Eukaryota, Metazoa, Nematoda, Chromadorea, Rhabditida, Anisakidae.
UGUGCAAGCGAUGACGAAUACGAGAACAGUGCAGAGUACGACGAAGACAGUUUAACGAAUUCGGAUUAUUUUCGAAUUUAUUUCGCACAAAGAGAAUCCGAUAAAUUACAACGUCGUCUUGAAAAGCACAACGAAGAUGCCGACGAGAAGUCAUCCUUAUUACUUUCGCAUAAACAGCAACGUUCAAUCAAAGUGCCACAAGAACGUACCAAAAGCCGAUAUUUUGAAGUACCUCAUUCAGUGUCACAAUAUCAGUCGCUCACUGGGGUAAGCUUCAAACUCUGA